UCCCUGUAAUUAAUCAAGCUAAAGGGCAAUGGAAAUAAAGGUCAUCAGACGGUUCAUUUCUUGGGAACACAAAGUAGCAUUCAUCGUACGAACGUACGGGCAGUUUGCAGCGACUAUUUUGGGCAGCUGUCCUGUGGUAAUUUCGGUAACUUUUACUUUUUGUAACAAGUGACCUGAAAAAUUGAAGCUUGUGGCAGAGAAAAGUCUUGUAGGCAGCGAAGGCCUGAAUUUGUUCAUCAAAAGACAAGAAGAUGGAAUGGGAGGCCAGAGAUCGUCUUGGGUCGGGUGUACUGGAUUUUGACAAUGACAUGAACAUCUUGUGCCAGAUUUGCUUGGAUCGAGCGUCGGGGUUCCACUACGGAGUACACUCAUGUGAAGGAUGCAAGGGAUUCUUCCGCAGGACUGUCCAGCAGAACUUGACGUACCGCCCCUGCCUGAAUGCCGAUCAGUGCGAGAUCAAACGAAGCAGUCGCAACCAAUGCCAGUCCUGUCGACUCAAAAAGUGCAUUGACAUGGGCAUGUCCAGAAAUGCUGUACGGUUUGGCCGAAUGUCCAAGAAAGAGAAGGCCAAACUUCAGGCAGCCAGACGGGAAGUCGUCAGCCGAGCUACCGUAACAGCGCCCUCUACAGAACCGCUGGAUCUCAGCCACUCGUCCAAUCAGGACCCGCCAGGUCAAACUGACCCAAAACCCAACGACAUGCUGCAAUAUCCGAAGAUCGCUGAUCUGCAGAAAGUGCAAAUCCCAAAUGGGAAACAUCCGGCAACCAGUGCAAUAAUCGUCAACGGAUUGCCCGGAAAACCUCAUAGUCACUCACCAGAGGGCGCUGUUGUCAACUACAGCAAGGACGAGUCCAAGGCAUUUCUUAAUUUAGCAGCCUCCCCACAUCAUAACUAUCCCAUGUUGCUCAACGGUCCCCAGUAUUACUCUGCUACAUCCCACUUGCGAUAUCUAGCCUCCAUGCCCCGUAUCAUGCCAGACAAACACUCAAGCGUGACACCAUUGGCCCCAACAGACCCUCUUAUACCAAACCAAACUGAUAAAUCUGACAGAAUCAAACAGGAAACUAUUGAAAACUUAAAUGGGAUCGUUCAAAACUCAGCCCCAGAGGUCCAGAAGGUUACACAUCCUGAGCCAAGCAAUGGUCAACCGGUUUACGUAGACUCACACGCAGUCAAGCUUCAAGAUUUUCCCAGCAAGUCAGCCCACAAUGCAGUGCUUCAGUACCAAAACGGCACCAAAGUUCUCCUGAGUGUCUCCCAAGGAGGCUUCAGGGAUGCGCCCCAGAGACACAUUCUCUCCCCAGUGCAAGACGAAAUCAAAGCUCCUAAGAGUAAACGCAAGUGCAAUACUUACCUGCCGAGUGGCACGGUCAAUGCAAACGGCUCUGAAUGGAGCCGGAAUCCAAAAAAGAAUAAGGCCUCAGGAGAUGUAGUUACCGUGGAGACUGGACGCCAUCUUGAACUGGAGCAUGAUGGGAUAGACACAGUGGAUGCCAUUUGUGGGGCGUAUGCUGAGGGUAUGGAGGAACAGUGGGCAAACCUUGAGAACAUUCUGUUAGCUGCAAUUAGGAAGCAAAUACCUAAAGAAAUUCCCAGGUCUCCUGAGAUGUCACAGACGGCAGAGCAUCAAUCUUCUGAGACUAGCAAUGGUCCAGAUUCCAGCAAGGAAGAAGCAUUCUCCAGUCGCUUCUCUCCUGCCAUUGGUCGCAUCGUCGCUUUCACUAAAUCCAUCCCAGGAUUCAACGACAUUCCACAUCCUGAUCAGGUUGUCCUUUUAAAGGCAGGUUGUUUUGAGGUCUUACUACUCCAGCUAUGUGAGAUACUGGAUGUGAACCAGGACUCCGUCCAACUGGUAGGCCAGAGGUUCACCCGAGAGAUGCUCAAACAGACAAAGCUAGGUGAGUUGAUGGAAGCCAUGUUCUCUGUUGCUAAGCAACUGAAAAAUCUUCAGCUGACUCAGUCGGAGACGGUGCUCCUACAUGCUGUAGUCUUAAUAGCCUCAGAUCGUAAAGGUCUUGCUGAUGCAGAGUGUACCCGUAAGCUUCAGACUUGCCUGCUUGGUCUCCUAGAGCGAUACCUGUAUCUCAGCCACGGCUCAGAUACCUCUGUCUUCCAUCGCUGCUUACAGAUUGUCUUAGAUCUACGCAUCCUCAACGUCCAACAUGCAGAAACGCUCCUUGCCUACCAAUCAUGAUUGCCGGGUCUUUCAAAGUUCAAACAUAACUUUAAGGUCUGCUGAAAGUCUGAGGUCUUGGUCCAAGGUUUUUAUCUCACCGUGUGUCCGAGGAAUAUCCAUCAGGCAGUGUCCCUCAAAAACAUUUGUCUUCCUCAACGUCUAACAUGCAGACACAAUAAGAAAGCUAUGAUUUCCUGAAAUUGAGUACCAUAACCACAGAUCUGUUAGGGCUCUGUGCACAAGUACACUGAGUGGUCAACAAGCAAAAAUCACUGUCGAGGUGUAGCUUAUGAUAGAUAUGCAAGGAAUCUUAAAUGUCAUGAUGUGAUACUUCAUGCCAAUUGGGGUUGUAGAGGCACCUUGACUUCUAGACUAGCGCUCACGAGAAGGCCACACAAUGCCAAUCCAAAAUUCUUUCCAUGCACCUUGUAUAAUCCAUGCAGAAUAAAAUAGCACUGUUUUGCCUACUCACAAAGAGCCAUAAGUCACAUAUUUGACCCUCCAGCACAGAACCAGUCAGAAGUGCAGACACAGCCUACAAUACAAAGAAUAUUGAUUUGUAGAAAUAGGACAAGUGAUGAACGCAUACUCCAAAUAUCAUUCUAAUUGCUUUUAUAGGAAUGUUUGUCAAGGAGUUCAUUUAGAAAACUUUAACAACAAAUUUGGAUUUAAGAAAUUUCUGAAAUUUCUAUAAUUCCCUCAGAUUUUGUCGAUUCCCACAUUCUAUACAUCAUUGAAAAGCUCGUUCAAUGUCCUUUCCAAUGACCCUAAUAUCCCAGUUUUCAAAAAGUGGCCCAAGGAGGGUCACAUAUAGCACGUGGUACGCCUGACUAAUUUCCUCUGAAUAUGCACAAACCUGAUAGCGUCUUUUGCCGAGGAAUGCUCUGCAGCCAAGUGCCUAUCAUAUCUCUCUGUUUUCUACUCCUGAGAGGUAGGUACUUUUGCACCGAGUCCCUGAAAUCUAUGAUUCAUGAUCGCCACGUCUUUCAGGACAAUUUGUGUGUGUAUAAACUUCGAUACUGUCUUCUGAGGGAUAAAUUAACUGAAAUGGUUGGUGAAGACUUGGAUUACAUCUCUGUGGUUGGAUUGGGAAUAGUGUUUUUUGGUGUCCAAUGUUCAGGUAUUAAUGUAUUUCAUUGGCCCUGAUAGGCUUAUUCAAUCAUUCCAUAUUUAAUUUAGCCAUGGCUAUUUUAAGAGACAAAUUCGUUAUGAAAUAUAUAUAGUUUUGAACUUGAGGCAUGGCUUGUACAUAUGACUAAAUAUUCUGUUGUGACUGAUUUAAUUUAUUAUUUAUUAUAAUCAAUGGUUCUUAAUGAUAAAAUGCUGGUUUAGUUGGGAAUUUGAUUAUCAGUCGCAAGUCCUGCCCUUCCUUAAAGGCAUCUAGGAUCAUUUGCAUUUAUCCCCAAAGUAACCUACCAAAUUAUCAAAAUAAUAUUGACUUGGAUUAAAGAUCGUACUGGCACUAAACACUCUUUGAAAGUAUUCCAUCUGGUGUGCUGUCAUUUAGAAGAAAUCAAGACAUGUAGGUGAUUUCCAACAAUCAGUCACUUGAGUGAUUUUUGGAAUAAAGAGUGCUGUCAAUGAAAUCGUGUUUCAUGAUCAAAAGGUUGUGUAUGGUUUUUCACUGUUUUCUCAAAACGUGAAGCAUCCACUGAGCUGAAAUUUGAACAGGUUAGAUUUUGAACGUUCUUUGGAUUUUGAGUGGCGUUAUUAUUGGAAACGUACAAAAUGCAUGAGAAGCAGAUGAUAUUGCCUUUAAGAUUGAAAAAAAAAUGUAGCUCUAGAAUAUGAAAUGUGUUGAAAUGAAUAUAACCAAGUUGUAUUUAUUUAUAUGCGUGAAAUUUGAGUCAAGAUGUCAUAUAAUACACUAACAUGCCCUAACAAUGCAACGCACUUCCAAAGAUCUUUUUUUUUUAGAUCCUUGAAAUACAAUGAUUUGUAUUGAAGUAAAUAACUUUAUACAAUGCCUGAAUAUAUCCCUGUCAUCUGAUUGGUGGGUCGUUGAUCACUAUUGGUUGCACUUCAACACGGCUCUGAUAACUCUGAUACAUUCAGUUAACAAAGUAACCGAUCAGAUGACGAGGAUUUAUUCAGGUGUUGUAUAAAACAAAUAAUGAAUGUUUACAUUCGUGCAAUGAAAAGAAGAAUUUCAUUCAGUUACAGAUGGAAUGUUCCAUUCUCUGUGUCAACUCAUGAAAUUAUUCUUGCAAUGCACUCAUACACUUUCCUUAUUUGUCUACUACUAAAUUUUGACAGAAUUACAGCGUAACAAGUCGAUGUGGAUUCAGUUGUGGAAUAAAAUAACUUUUGUACAUUUGUUUAAGGAAUUUAAAUGAUUUUAGUUAUGUGGUGUAAGCAUACUGAGGAUUUACAAGAAAAAUAAAAGUUUUUUUUUUUAAACAUGUACUGGUACAUGAUUUGAAUGGAAAAACAAUUUUGAAGUGUUUAGUUUAUGUAGUUUAUGAUUUAAUAGUCAAUACAGAUAUCUUUUGCUGCAAAUUUUGGUGUUUUUUUUAAAGGAAUAUUAGGUACUGUUAACCACUUGAAAAUAUGCAAUUAAAAAUUAUUUACAUUGGUGAAUUUUUAAAUGAGAAGUAUUGAAUAUGAAAUAUAUACUCAGCAAUAAUGAAAUAUGCAAAAUGUUUGUUGAAAAAUGUGUAAUAUGUAAAUGGGGGAAUGUUGCAUCUUUAUUCCUGAGUUUUUCUCAAUGUAUUUGAACACCACAAAAAUGCCUUUAAAAUGCAAAAAGAACACAGACCAUUUGUUUCAGUUUUUAUUAAGUAUUUGUGCCUUAAUCAUUCACUGAUUUUUUGUAAUAAAAUAUUGAAUAAGUAAAGUUCAGA
Molecule: messenger RNA, 5020 nt
Organism: Patiria miniata (bat star)
Lineage: Eukaryota; Metazoa; Echinodermata; Asteroidea; Valvatida; Asterinidae
Product: nuclear receptor subfamily 1 group D member 1-like
Exons: 10
Coding region: 252-2195 (647 amino acids)
Biological process (GO): negative regulation of transcription by RNA polymerase II; positive regulation of transcription by RNA polymerase II; hormone-mediated signaling pathway
Molecular function (GO): nuclear receptor activity; RNA polymerase II cis-regulatory region sequence-specific DNA binding; zinc ion binding
Source: RefSeq, a predicted model, not a curated record